Molecule: messenger RNA, 936 nt
Organism: Hippocampus comes (tiger tail seahorse)
Lineage: Eukaryota; Metazoa; Chordata; Actinopteri; Syngnathiformes; Syngnathidae
Product: myosin regulatory light chain 2, smooth muscle minor isoform
Exons: 4
Coding region: 124-642 (172 amino acids)
Molecular function (GO): calcium ion binding
Source: RefSeq, a predicted model, not a curated record
UACGUCCCGAGCGGUUGGCCUACGCCAAGAUGACAAGUCAGGAAGUGAAGGGCGGUGGUUGCGAGAAGACGAGUUAAGUUGACAUCGAUUUGCUUGUUGUCGUCAGAGAUCGAACUUGCCAAGAUGUCGAGCAAACGGACAAAGUCGAAGACCACCAAGAAGCGCCCCCAGCGCGCCACCUCCAAUGUCUUCGCCAUGUUCGACCAGUCGCAGAUCCAGGAGUUCAAAGAGGCCUUCAACAUGAUCGACCAGAACCGCGACGGCUUCGUGGAUAAGGAAGACCUCCACGACAUGCUGGCCUCGCUCGGGAAGAAUCCCACUGACGACUACCUGGAGGCCAUGAUGAACGAAGCUCCCGGACCCAUCAACUUCACCAUGUUCCUCACCAUGUUUGGAGAAAAGCUCAACGGCACCGACCCCGAGGACGUUAUCAGGAACGCCUUUGCCUGCUUUGACGAAGAGGGAACAGGUUUCAUCCCAGAAGAUUACCUCAGGGAGCUGCUCACGACGAUGGGUGACCGCUUCACGGACGACGAGGUAGACGAGCUGUUCCGCGAGGCGCCCAUCGACAAGAAGAGCAACUUCAACUACGUGGAGUUCACGCGCAUCCUCAAGCACGGCGCCAAGGAUAAGGACGAUUAAAGCCAAAGCAAAACAAAGCCAGCAGAUUCUUUUUCCACUUACUGUGUCAGCUAUGACCACUGUUUUGCCAAUCUCAGCUGUUCUGUAAUAAACCGUUUUGUAAGAGACGCCCAAGCAAUAAUUCUCUGCAGUGUCGGAGGCACAUCGGUUUUAGCUGACUUGUUUUUUGCAUUUUAUAAUAUAAACGUUUCGGGUAAAACCCUUUGGAUGUUGGGUUCCCCCCUUCCCUCUCGCCAUGCGCUUCCCUUAAGUGACAACUCCCAAUAAAUGGUGAACUAAUGUUUGUGCAUCCCA